GGAGGAAAAGGAAAAGGAAGCGGGCAGGUCUUAAAGGGGCCGCAGCCAUUUUUUUAAGCCUCUUUUUCCUUUCUCCAAUUUUGCAAGGCCGAACGCAGAAGAGUAGGUUUCUGGAAGCCGAGCACAGCUGGAGCAGCAGGGGCCGCAGCUGGAGGCGGGAGCGCCUGCGGGGCGGGCAGAGGCGUGGGUCUGCCCAUAGGAAGGGCGUGGUGUGCGCGCGCCCUGCGCCCCGCGCACAUCUGGGUCGGCCCAUGCUCCGGCCGGCAGCGACUUUUAACAUCUGGGGCCAGGCGGGAGCAGUAGGGGCCUGCGCGCAGUUGGCGCGGCGGAUGCGCCGGGCCGGAGGGUGAGGCCGCGCAGCGGGGCUGGGACAGAGCUGGCGCUUCCAGAUCCGGCCCGGGGCGACAAGAGGGCCGCCGCGAUGCCAGGCGAAAAUAUCUUCUUGUUUGUGCCUAACCUCAUCGGUUAUGCCCGGAUUGUCUUCGCCAUCAUUUCUUUCUACUUCAUGCCCUGCUGCCCCCUGACGGCCUCCUCCUUCUACCUGCUCAGCGGACUUUUGGACGCUUUCGAUGGACACGCUGCUCGAGCCCUUAAUCAAGGGACCCGGUUUGGGGCCAUGCUGGACAUGCUGACGGACCGCUGCUCCACCAUGUGUCUGCUGGUCAACCUGGCCCUGCUGUACCCUCGCGCCACCCUUCUCUUCCAGCUCAGCAUGAGCUUGGAUGUGGCCAGCCACUGGCUGCACCUCCACAGUUCUGUGGCCCGCGGCAGUGAAAGUCACAAGAUGAUUGACCUGUCUGGAAAUCCAGUGCUCCGCAUCUACUACACCUCCAGACCUGCUCUGUUUACCCUGUGUGCUGGAAAUGAGCUCUUCUACUGCCUCCUCUACCUGUUCAAUUUCUCCGAGGGACCUUUAGUUGGCUCUGUGGGUCUUUUCCGAAUGGGCCUCUGGAUCACUGCCCCGAUCGCCUUGCUCAAGUCCCUCAUCAGUGUCAUCCACCUGAUCACAGCUGCCCGCAACAUGGCUGCCUUGGAUGCGGCAGACCGUGCCAAGAAGAAGUGACCCUGGAACCUCUGGCCCCUGGCUGCCCACCUGCCCUGGGUGUCUCGCUGUGCCACACGCCUCGCCUCUCUCCUAGGAGGUCCCAGGCUCACGUCUUCCUAAUGUGUUGUCCAGCCUGCUGAGAAGGGGGUCAGCCUCUUUGGCAAUGUCAUGUUCUCCGUAAUCCUGAGGACCAAUCCCUACCCCUGUGAUCCCCAAGGACCUGGACUUCAGAUCAGGAAGGGUGCUUAGAAGGCCCCACCCAUAUGGGCCGUGCUCCUGUGGCACCAAGAGGCCUGUCUGAGUACUGGGCAUUGUCACACCCACUGGCUCAACCCUGGGGUCUGGCUUGGCCUGAGACCUUAGGGACACUUGAGUGCAAGAGAUGGAGUAGGGGCCAGGUUUCCCAAAAGGCAGGGAGUCAGACUUCUGCCCCUGGCCAGAGGAAGUCUGUGGGUACCAUGGCCUGAAGAGAAGGGACCGUCUAGAUCCUUCCCCGUUGCAGUCUCCUCU
Molecule: messenger RNA, 1555 nt
Organism: Ceratotherium simum simum (southern white rhinoceros)
Lineage: Eukaryota; Metazoa; Chordata; Mammalia; Perissodactyla; Rhinocerotidae
Gene: CDIPT
Product: CDP-diacylglycerol--inositol 3-phosphatidyltransferase
Biological process (GO): phosphatidylinositol biosynthetic process
Cellular component (GO): membrane; Golgi apparatus
Molecular function (GO): CDP-diacylglycerol-inositol 3-phosphatidyltransferase activity
Source: RefSeq, a predicted model, not a curated record